AUGAGAGAGUUGUAUAUUAAGUACCGCUUAUAUUAUGCUGAUGCUCAAAUCCUGAUGGUUCAUCAGAGGACUGGCAGCAAAUGCCGCCAACAAUUCCCAAUUAACGCAUUCACACUCUUCGCUCUUCUACUCUGUGCCAUUCUGGCACUGGUCAGUGGGAUACCUUAUGAAUCACAAGACGUUGCGCCCGCUGAACUUGUCGUAGAUGAUCUACUUGAAGGAGCUGAAUCCCGCGGCCAUGGUUACCACGGUCCUAAAUACCACGGCCUGGGUCGAGGCGGCUACCACCAUGGGACUGACCCGGACUCUUGCAACUACAUUGUUCAAAAAGCUGGAUCCUGCAUUUCCAGUUAA
Molecule: messenger RNA, 354 nt
Organism: Arctia plantaginis
Lineage: Eukaryota; Metazoa; Arthropoda; Insecta; Lepidoptera; Erebidae
Source: the annotation of a GenBank genome assembly